CCAGCUCCUCCCUCAGGCCCAGUGGCCGGAUUUCCUGGUUCAGGCCCAGCCCUUUAAAGCUGUGGCUCUAUCCUUCUGGCAGGUUGUGUACUGAGGCUGAGGGGGCUGCUGAGGGGGCCCUGGGUGCCAGGCAGAGGCACAUGUGGGCUGUGACAGAUCGGGGAAGGGAACGGAGCUCAGAGCAGCUGGCUGAGUUACCCAGGGCCAGACAGCUAACGAGGGGCAGAGCCAGGAUCCAAACUCAGGUCAGUGUGACCCCAAAGCCCUGAUGUUCUCUCCCCCGCAUCACCUGCCUGACAGGUUUCACUUGGUGUUCCUGUGCGUGGGAGAGUGGGGGGGAGGAAAUGGGUUUUCCCCCCUCCCCCUAGUGCCAGUACUUGGGGGCCUUCCUCCUGCCAGGAGCUGCUUGGAGAUGCUGCUGCCGCUGCUGCCGUGCCUCGUGCUGUGCCUCCUGCUGCUGCCGCUGGCCGUGCUCUGGCGGCGGCGGCCGUCCCAGGAUGCCAGGCUGUCCUGGCUGGUCCAUCUCCAGCACCGUGUGGCAUGGGGGGCCCUGUGCUGGGCAGCCGCCUGGCAGCGGAAGAGCCUAGUGCGGAGCACGCUGCACGCGGGCCAGAGCCAGCAGCGGGCCCUGAGGCGGUGUCUGCAGGGAGCCCAGAGUCCCCGCUGUCCCCUCAGGGGGAGCACAGAUAUAGGCGUCUUCCGGAAUCAUCUCCCUCUGACCAAGGCUAGCAAGCUCCAGGAGGAAGAAAGUGGAGUGCAGCUCUUGCCUCCUACCUCAAACCAGUACCGUGGGGAGGUCUCUCUGCAGGCCACCUUGCUGGGCCUGGCAGCCCUAAAGAAGACCUGCCCAGAAGUGCUGGCCCCAGAAGGCACGGCCCGUGUGACCCCUUCCUCCCCUUGGCCCUACCCGCUCCCUUGGCCUUGGCAUGCCCUGGGCCAGUUGGGCCCUGCUGGAGCCAAGGACCCUAGGGCCCUGCUGCUGGAGGCACUGAGGUCCCCGGGCCUGCGGGCUCUGGAAGCUGGGACGGCGGUCGAGCUCCUAGACGUCUUCUUGGGCCUGGAGGCCGAUGGCGAAGAGCUGGCUGAGGCAUUAGCUGCUGGGAACCCAGGAGCAUCUCUCCCCAGACGGGCAGCUGAGCUGCGGGAGGCCCUGGAGCAGGGACCCCGAGGACUGGCCCUUCGGCUCUGGCCAAAGCUUCAGGUGGUGGUGACUCUGGAUGCAGGAGGCCAGGCGGAGGCUGUGGCUGCCCUCGGGGCCUUGUGGUGCCAAGGGCUAGCCUUCUUCUCACCUGCUUAUGCUGCCUCUGGAGGGGCGGUGGGCCUGAGUCUGUGGCCAGAGCAGCCCCAUGGCCUGUACCUUCUGCCUCCUGGAGGCCCCUUUAUUGAGCUGCUCCCACUCAAGGAAGGAACCCGGGAAGAGGCUGCCCCCACCGUCCUACUGGCCGAAGCCCAGAAGGGCAAGGAGUACGAACUGGUGCUGACUGACCACACCAGCCUCACCAGGUGCCGCCUGGGUGACGUGGUCCAGGUGGUUGGUGCCUACAAUCAGUGUCCGGUCGUCAGGUUCAUCUGCAGGCUGGGCCAGACCCUGAGUGUCCGAGGCGAAGACACUGGUGAGGACGUGUUCUCUGAGGCCUUGGGCCGGGCGGUGGGGCAGUGGCCAGGGGCCAGGCUGUUGGACCAUGGCUGUGUGGAGAGCAGCAUUCUGGAUUCCUCCGAGGGUUCUGCUCCCCACUAUGAGGUGUUUGUGGCACUGAAGGGGCUAAGGAACUUGUCGGAGGAAAAUCGAGACAAGCUUGACCACUGCCUUCAGGAAGCCUCAGCUCGCUACAAGUCCCUGCGGUUCCGGGGCAGCGUGGGCCCUGCCCGAGUCCACCUGGUGGGGUGGGGGGCCUUCAGAGAACUGCGGGCAGCCCUCGCUGCCUGCCCCUCAGCCCCCUUCCCUCCUGAGAUGCCCCGGGUCCUCAAGCACAGGUACCUGGCCCAGUACCUGCAGAGGAGGGUGCUGUCCUGAGCUGAGGCCUGCCCACUGCCCUGUCACCCUCACGGGCUGCCUCGCUCUUUCCUCUGGGGCCCCUCUGGAUGGGGAGCCCUUGGCCAGGGUCUUCGAGUGUCAGCUGACGGUGGCCCAUCAGAGCUGCUGGGCCUUAGGGAGGCCCGACCUAGUCUGUCAGUUCUGAGGAGUUGACUUCAGGGAUAGAGCAGACACCAGCAGUGCCCCAUCUGGAGCCCCCCGGCCCACCGUGGAAGUCCCUGGGGUUCCAGUCCACGCUGACAGUGCCUGUGUCUCUCAGCCCAUGCACCAGGCAGGCUGGAAGUGUUGGGAGUUAAUGCUCUCAGGAAUGACCCUCAGUCAGCAAAGGAACAGGAGCUGGUGAUCGCAGACCUCAGCUUCUUCGUCCCUCAGUGGGACAACCUGAAGCGUAUUCUGCAUUGUCUCCCUCGGAGGGUCACCACCAGUUGCCCCCAGCGGUAACCCUCUCGUUAACAAAGUCCUUGGUUCUCCUUCUUUCCCUCCCGUCCCUACUCCCUUAUGUGCUUUCUUGGAUCACCGCCCAAAUAAACCUCUUGCACCCAGAA
Messenger RNA from Orcinus orca (killer whale), 2580 nucleotides. RefSeq names its product GH3 domain containing (gene GHDC). The record is from RefSeq and is a predicted model, not a curated record. Bases 269 to 2014 code for a protein of 581 amino acids. The transcript is spliced from 9 exons. NCBI's taxonomy places the organism in Eukaryota, Metazoa, Chordata, Mammalia, Artiodactyla, Delphinidae. Gene Ontology annotation, cellular component: cytoplasm. Gene Ontology annotation, molecular function: acid-amino acid ligase activity.